Carassius gibelio (silver crucian carp) is the source of this 990-nucleotide messenger RNA. RefSeq names its product C-type mannose receptor 2-like. The transcript has 3 exons. Lineage: Eukaryota; Metazoa; Chordata; Actinopteri; Cypriniformes; Cyprinidae. The record is from RefSeq and is a predicted model, not a curated record. Bases 1 to 819 code for a protein of 272 amino acids.
AUGAACGACACGAACGAGCUGAAGAAGAGUGUGAAUGAUUCAAGUGUUCAGAAUAUCUGGAUUGGGCUGCAGAAGACGGGUCGUGAUGAAUGGAAGUGGUCUUCAGCAAACACAGGACUUGUCUUAGUCGAUCAGCUGAAGAGUUGGAGAGCCGCUCAGAGUUACUGCAGACAGAAUCACAUUGAUCUGGUCAGUGUGAGGAACCAGAACGAGAAUCAACAGGUUGAACAGUUCAUUACUGAUAAUCAUUCAUCUGAAUCAUGGAUCUGGAUCGGUCUGUUCAGAGACUCAUGGCAGUGGUCAGAUCAGAGUGACUCUUCAUUCAGAGACUGGGACACUGGUGAACCUGAUAAUAAUGGAGGAAAUGAAAACUGUGCAGCUCUUAAUGCUCAGAGAAAAUGGUUUGACGUCUCUUGCACCAAUCAAUAUCCUUUUGUGUGUUAUGAAGAUCCUGAACUGAUUGUGAUCCGAGAGAAUGUGACGUGGUCUGAAGCUCUGAGAUACUACAGACAGAAUCAUGUGGAUCUGGUCUCGGUUCAUUCAGAAGAGAUGCAGCGUCGUGUGAUGAACGUGGUUAAACGUGCGUCUACUGCGGAGGUGUGGUUGGGUUUACGUCACUCCUGUACUGUGGGCAUCUGGUUCUGGGUGAGUGGAGAUACCGUGUGCUAUCAGAACUGGGCUCCAGGGAACGGCACAUCAGAGGAGGACUGUGAACACACAGUGAGAUCUGGAGCAGUUCAGUCUGGAGGAGAUCAGCGCUGGAUCAGUCUUCCUGAGACUCACAAACUCAACUUUAUCUGCAGCAGAUAUUCAGAGUGAGAGGAAACACAGAACUUUAUAUAAAAUAAGAAAAGCUUGUGUGUUUAUUCCCUUUAACUACAUUUUCAUUCACCACUUUGUAAAGGAAUAAUUUGAAUAAUAUUUGUCUCAACAGGCAGUCGCAUCUAAGGGUUAAAAAUACAAAAACGUUCUGCACACUCAGCGUGUGUG